Alternaria ventricosa is the source of this 1473-nucleotide messenger RNA. RefSeq lists its product as uncharacterized. Gene Ontology annotation, biological process: transmembrane transport. Gene Ontology annotation, cellular component: membrane. The record is from RefSeq and is a predicted model, not a curated record. Gene Ontology annotation, molecular function: transmembrane transporter activity. Lineage: Eukaryota; Fungi; Ascomycota; Dothideomycetes; Pleosporales; Pleosporaceae. The transcript is spliced from 4 exons. Bases 1 to 1473 code for a protein of 490 amino acids.
AUGGCCAACGCAAACACCGACCGUUACGAAGAUACCGAGAAGAAUGUACCACUGCAAAUCGACGAUGUCGCAACAUCCGAAAAAGACCUCAAGGCGCAAGCUGCGCUCGAUGGCGCCGACUACACUGGUGCGAUUGCCAAGACAGAUCCAGCAGAGAUCGCCCUGGUACGCAAGCUGGACAUGCGAGUGAUGCCAGCGCUCUUUUGCAUGUACUUUCUCAACAAGCUCGACCAGAAUGCGAUAGCAAACGCGCGCCUCAACGAUCUCGAAGACGACCUCGGUCUUGUCGGAAACCAAUACAACACCUGCAUAUCCAUUCUUUACGUUGGCUAUCUCUUUGCGCAGAUACCCAGUAACAUGCUCAUGUCGUCCAAGAAAGUGCGGCCUUCGCUCUACAUGGCUCUGUGCUGCUCCAUCUGGGGCUGCGUAGCAGCUCUCACAGCUCUGGUCAAAAACUACACUGGACUGGUGCUGGUGCGUUUCUUCCUCGGAUUCGUCGAAGCCCCGUUCUACCCAGGCGCUCUAUACAUCCUGAGCAUGUUCUACACGCGCAAGGAAAUCGCCACAAGAGUAUCUAUCCUGUAUGCCGGAAACAUCUUCGCCGUCUCUUUCGCUGGACUCAUCGCCGCGGCUACUUUCGCGACGCUGGACGACAAGCAUGGAAUGCACGGAUGGCAGUGGCUUUUCAUAAUCGAAGGCAUCGUCACAGUCGGCGUGUCUAUCGUCUGUGUAUUCUUACUACCGGAUGAGCCGCUGACAACAAAGUGGCUCACACCUGAACAACGUCAAUUGGCGCACGAUCGUAUCCAGCGGGACACCGUUGGACUUGAGCCAAGCAAAGGAGUCAAAGCGGGUUUCAUGCAAGCUCUGCGCGACCCAAGACUUUAUCUUCUGGUAUUUAUGCAGAAUAUGCAUUUGAGCGCUACGUCUUUCAAUCAGUUCUUCCCUACUGUAGUCCGGUCUCUGGGUUUCAGUACAACCAUCACGUUGGUCUUGACUGCUCCGCCGUCGCUCGUCGCCGGUGUCGUCGGCAUAUGCAUCGGCAUCUCGUCUGGCAAGUUCAACGAUAGAACAUGGCACAUCACUGUCAUGAUGGGAAUCGCAGUCGUUGGAUUCGCUAUCAGUGCUAUCACGCUCAACACCGCCGCGCGCUACAUCUCUUGCUUCCUCUUCGCUUCCGGUGUUUAUUCGGUCAACUCAGUGAUUUUGGGCUGGGUGUCAGGGACACUGGGCCAAACCACGGAGAAGAAGGCUGUGUCACUGUCCAUCGUCAAUGUGGUUUCCAUGGCUAGCUUCAUCUACACGCCUUACCUGUAUCCCGCGAGCGACGGACCGAAGUAUGUAAUUGCGAUGAGUAGCAAUGCGGCGUUUGCCGGGGCGUGUAUUGCAUCGGCCUGGGCGCUGAGGGCGUGGCUCCAGGUGACGAACCGGCGGCUGAAGAGGGAUGGUGUCAACGUUUUCUACGCGUAUUGA